AUGGGCGUCAAUUUGGGCCUGGGCGCUUAUGUGGGCCCGGGCAGUUCCUCCGUAUCGUCCUAUUCAACUCUGAACCGUUCCUCUCUGCCUGCGUCCACAUCAUCAUCAUCAUCAUCAUCAUCAUCAUCAUCAUCAUUAUUAUCGAAGACCAACAGUAGCAGCAACGGCAAGCCUCGACUGCAGCCGCGUGCUCAGCUGGUCGAGCGACAUCGUCAGCACCGCAAAGCAGGGUCGGUAGUGUCCAGUAGCAGCAUUGCUGCUGCUACGGCUGCUGGACCGGCAUCACCGUCGUCAGUUUCUCAGCACACUGGUGGCAGCAGUCGGCAAGACUCCAAGGCUGUGUCGUCACGACAAGAGGACGACAAUGAUGUCACGGAGAGCGAAAACCCGGAGUUUGACGACGGUGGCGGCGAGGAUCUGAACAAUGUCGAUUUGGAAGAGGAAAACGAGGAUGAGUGGGCAGCUGCGGAUGAGGAUAUAUCCGACUCUGAGAGCAAGGCCGGCCGUAAGACUGCGUCAAAGAUAGCCACCACACCAAAGUCGAAAACCGCCGGCAAGGGUUAUGGUGGCAUGGCCACAGCAAAUCCCUUCCAAUUGUCCGGUAGUAGUUCACUAGCAUCACCGACAACACCAUCAGAUCGUGGCGGCAGCUACCUGGAUAAGCUCAGUUCUACAACACCGGUAUCAUCUCGUAAGAGGAAAGCAGAGAAGAGUCCUGUGCCGACAAGCAGCUCCGUCAAGCCGCUAAAGGAAAAGAACGGUACGAAGGGCACAGGCAGUGGCAGUGGCAACAGCAGCACUGCUGGUACAGCCAAACAAAAGCGCGUCCAGGCAUCUCUUCUCUCCUCCAUCUCUGGCAAACCGUCAGCUGGUACGACUACCUCAGUGGCACCUGUCCACUCAACGGGUACUACCGAGAUGGUGAUGGCGGCCAAGGGCAAGAAAGGACGGCCGAAAAAGUGCGUGAAGAAAGGCGAGGAGGCAGCGUUCACCGUGUGGUUCUCUGGCCAGGAAGAUGGCUUGAAAGACGAGUUUCCUCAUAUGUCAGCGAGUGCUCUUCGUGAAGAAGCAGAACGACGCUGGGGUGCUUUGCCCGCUGAUGACAAAGAGAACCUGACAGCAGAAGCGAAGGCGGCUGCUAAGGCCAAGGCUGGUGCUGUGUUUGGCCGCAAGGCUCCCAGGACAUCCACAGCGAAUGGUGACCCAGGUCCUGCUGCUGCUGCAGUGUUAUCGUCGUCGCCAUCACCCCUGGUGACCGACAGUCUGGAAGACAACAUUGUAGAGAAUAGCCUGGACGCUACGCCGCUUCUAGACUCGGUGACCGCUGCUAAUGCCAACGGUGACAACGUCUCCGCCGUCACCUCCAUCGGCCUCCUUGAUGACCGUACUUGUCUGUCACCGCCGGUCAAGCGGUCACGUGGUGCACGCUUCAUAGACAGCGAUGAUGACGAGCAUGAUGAUGCAGUGGAGAAUGGCAGUAGUGCUGCUGCUGCCACAGAACAAGCUGCUCCGGCCGCCAAGCGAGCAAAGCUGCCGGAAGCGAGCACGGCCAACAUUGUAGCGCAGUCCACAAAGGCGUCUGCGCAGAAGCUUGCAAACUUCGCGUUCGCCAAGUAAUCCACGCCAGGAAUGUGCCCCACCGGCACUUUAUUAUCAUAACUAUUAAUUUGUAUUUGUAUCUCAGGCAUUGCAGGCAGGCCUCCUAGAAUUCCACCCCCGUUUGCCUAGCCGCCCGUAGUGUAGCUUAGGCACAUGAUAUCUACUGCGUAGUGGGUAGCGACGUUUGUGAAUGUCGUGUUUGCGUGCAGCUUCACCCACUGCAUUAUCUAUAGCUUUGGUGGAUUCGUUUUGGUCUUCGGCUUUUUCACGCGAAAAAAAUCGGGUGACCGUUUCCAUGCCAACCGGUACUGUUACUUCGAAGUACUCAUCUGUAGACAGAUGAAAAUGAGAACAGUCUAGGCCACAAGGCUGCCCCCCCCCCUCCCCUCCCCGCCCAGUUCUUCCGUGACCACCAGUACUGUAUGUGUUGAUAACAAAAAUCUACUUCAAGUAAUUUUUACUCUCCUCUCUCUGCGUUCAACUUUCCUCUCUCGAAAUUUGUUUACACUUCUCCCCGCUCGUCUUCAAGUUUUGUAGUCCAUUAUUAUUAUUAUUUUUUAUCUUUUUACAAUUUCUUUGCUACAUUAAUACAUAUUAUUAGCGCUGUGUUUUUCCUGUAUACCACUGGCAAUUGCGUUGUCUGCUUGUUUUCUUGCUUUUACUCAUCAGUUGUAUUGGCCUUUGUUCCGUUUUUUGUUGUCUGCAGUUGCUUCAUCUGCCGACAGAUGAACACUUUGUUAGCUUUUUAAAUCAUGCUUACAGGUAUUCCCGCAACGGUCAGUCCCCGCAGAGGUUCUAGUCGGUCUUCAAGAUUGCAUUGCACGCGUAUCUUCUUGGGAGAAACGCACAUUCUCAAACAACUAACUUUA
Sycon ciliatum is the source of this 2468-nucleotide messenger RNA. RefSeq lists its product as uncharacterized. The record is from RefSeq and is a predicted model, not a curated record. The transcript has 6 exons. NCBI's taxonomy places the organism in Eukaryota, Metazoa, Porifera, Calcarea, Leucosolenida, Sycettidae. Bases 1 to 1617 code for a protein of 538 amino acids.